Messenger RNA from Vitrella brassicaformis, 2299 nucleotides. NCBI's taxonomy places the organism in Eukaryota, Vitrellaceae. The record is from the annotation of a GenBank genome assembly.
UUCAAGUUGAGCUGAGUUUCAGCCCCGCGACGAUGGCCCAGCGUGAGCAUCAAAGGGCGCCUGAGCGGCGACAGAGGCAGGAGAGCGUCCUGCGGCAGGGAGAGUCACGGCCCCAGCUGCAAUGGCCGAUAGAGGAGCAGAGGCGACAGGUGGCCGAGCAGCUGCAGCUGCAACGGGGUGGCCGGCAGGGAAGGGCCGAGCUGCCCGCUCGUGUGGCGACACGGGAGAUGGAAGACUAUGGGCCCAGGUACGUGCCCGACGAGACGGUGGACGCCGCCGCGUUCCUCGACGGAACGAUUGCAGGAGGGCUCCCCGCCUCCGUCCGUCGCACGCAGUAUCAGGGCAGCAACCAACGCAAUGGCGCUGACCUGUUCUCCGAAUACACUCAAGUAGGCCAAGUCAUCAAACACCUACGAAUGGAUGGAUGUCGCCAUUCAUCGCUCUCUUUGUGUGUAUCGGUCGGUCAUCAGGUGCGCGGCGGAGUGGGCUAUGGGCGUCUGACAGGACGAGACGACGAUGUCAGAGGGGGCUAUGGAGACGGUCACAUGACGGGCCACCCGUACCAGUACACGGCCAGCUACCGUUAUGAGGUGAGUGUUCACUCCUCAUAUGCAGUCACCCAUACAGAUCUAUUGCUCUCUCUGCUCCCUCGCACCUUUCAAUCCGCAGCCUACGACGCUUAUGAAUUCGCCUACCCGUAUUUGCGUCCGGAGGAGCCCCAGCGUCCGAGAGGAUGUCCCAGCCAGAUGAGCAGGGAGGGGCAGCAGUACGGCAGCGGCCGCCUCACGUGGACUGGGCAGGACGACGCCUACGGUGGUGCCCCUCCCAGCACUCGGCCACACCGAUGCGAUGGGCGGCUUCCCCAGUACUCGCAGCACCAGACCAACCACGGCCUCAGCAGGGACGAAGUGGGCGCCCAGCCGGAGAGCCACUAUGCCUCUCGUCUCGCCUAUCCCGCUCCCAACAUCAGCAGCUUUGUCAGGAAGAGACCGGUGGUGUCCCGAGGCAUCCAGUGCAGCAUUAUGACCACACAGACGCCACUCGGGCCCCAAAGGACACGUGGUGCCUCGCGACACCACCAGCAGCACCAGCAGCAGGUGGAGGCGAUGACCAGUUCGGUGGGCCGCCAUCCGCCGCCACCGGACAGCAACGACACCUACAAUCGCCAGAACAGCGGAUCAGGUGGUUUGUUCGGCGGCAUGUUCUUGGGCUUGGGAUCGUUGCUGGGUGGGGGCCGGGCCUCUGGAGGUGAAGAGGGGUGUGGUGGGAUGAGGCACACAUGGCCCUUCUCUAUCGCUCACCGGCACAUCGUCGACACGCCUGUCUGCUUGUCUGUCUGUCUGUCUGUCUGUCUGUGUCAGCGGUGCGAGAGGAGACACAAGAGCUCCCACUGAAUCGCCGCACUAAUCGCCGACACAUUGAUGACGACCGCUACGCCUAUGGCGCCCAGUGGGUCUCACCGUCACAUUCAGCCACAUACUUCGGUCGUCUUCAGCAGGGUCCCGCAUUUUGUGUCUGUCUGUUCUUUCGUCAGGGUGGGUCGUACGAGUCACGCUAUUACCAGCAAGAACCCCUAAUCGACAGGCGGCAGGAGGUUGAGGCCUACGCGAGGGAGCUGGACAAUUGGAAGGGCUUCUGGGAGAUGGAGCUGCAGGAGCGCUCGGAGAUCCAGGAACGGCUCCGCCAACAACACGAGGAGCGGGCGACGGAGCGGGAGAAGAGAAUGGAGCGCCUCCACCGACAACAGCAGCAGACAAUGGAGCGUGAGUGGCGCGAAGUAGAGGCCAAGAAGGACCAAAUGCGCCGCAAAGAACAGGAGCUCGAGGAGAAACAGAAGCAGAUCGGCCAGCAGCUGCAACACCAGAUGCAGCAGCUGCAAUGCCAGCAGCAGCAGCGUCUCAACAGCGACAACGAGACGGCAGACAACCAGCAGCCUUCGAGCGCCUCUGACACCGUCCCCCCGACCCCAACUGGAGCAGUGCAGGAGGCACCCAGAGUGGCUGAAGGAGACGCCAGUGGCGAGCGACAGCGGGCCCGCCAGAUGCUGCAGAAGCUCGAGAGCAAGCUCCACUUCAAGAACCCCGCUGUGCCAUCCGCCCCCGGUGGUGGGCGCCCACACGAGGUGUAGGCUCGCCCCUGUGCACGGCCGCUCCAACAGUCUGAGAGUGAGAAGCAGUGUGUGUUCAUGAGCCAAACCACAUGAUUGGCCGGCUGGCCGUCUGAAUGCCUUGGCCGUUGUGUUUGUUUGGACGGUUAUGGACACAUAGAGCGCUCGGACAAUUACAUAAGUCUAUGCCUU